This is a messenger RNA of Chara braunii, 5289 nucleotides long. The record is from the annotation of a GenBank genome assembly. Lineage: Eukaryota; Viridiplantae; Streptophyta; Charophyceae; Charales; Characeae.
AGUACCAAGGAACCUGUUUUUGCACGGCCGGUGUCAGUGGAACGGAGCGCUAGCGGGUGCAUACAAGCAAUGCUAUGCUUGGCCGCAGAGAAGGAAAGCUCUGCUGCUCCGAAGUUGUCGUUGCGGUCGCGUGGAACGAAUGAGAGACAAGCAGAACGGGACACGGAAGCCGUGUGCCCCGAUGUCUACGUCAUCCGUUCCCGCCGUCCCAGCCACUUCGGACACGUGGCACGACAUGAUGAUAAUGGUGACGACGGUGAUGAUCACGAUGAUGGUGACGAUUACGGUGGUGACGUUGAUCUGGACGACGAUGUUGCUGAUGAUGAUGACGAUGUUGAUGACGAUGGUGAUGUUGAUGAUGAUGUUGGUGAUGAUGAUGAUGGUGAUGAUGACGAUGAUGAUGAUGACGAUGAUGACGACGAUGACGACGAUGUUGAUGAUGACGAUGACAACGAAGAUGACGAUGGUGGUGAUUUUGAUGACGGCGACGAUGUCGAUGAUGAUGAUGAUGUUGUUGAUGACGUUGAUGAUAUUGAUGAUGAUGUUGAUGAUAAUGUUGAUGAUGAUGACGAUGUUGAUGACGUUGAUGAUGUUAAUGAUGAUGUUGUUGAUGAUGAUGAUAAUGUUGAUGAAGAUGAUGAUGAUCACGAUGACAAUGAUGGUGAUGAUGAUAAUGAUGAUGAUGAUGAUGAUGAUGACGAUGAUGAUGGUGGCGACAAUGAUGGUGAUGAUGGAGGUGAUGAUGAUGAUGAUGAUGGCAAGCAAGAAUCAUGGGGCCGCUCGCGAGGAAAGAACGAGCGGGAAUCAGAAGGGGACACAGAAACCAUUUCUUCGACGACGGCAAAGCACACACGAUGGCGCAACUGUUCGACAAGGGCUCAGCGCAGACGGCGGUGGCCACUUGCUGACGCAGGACGCAGAGACGAGAUGUCGAAGCGCGGACAACUGAAGCAUAGACGACAGUUGUCGAUGAGAGGAAACCCCUGCACCCUUGCCGCCGCCGCCUGGCGCAACAGCGGAGCAGAAAAGGCGAUGGAGGAUGUCGCUGACGGGACGUCGCGCGCGAAUGCGCUCGUCAUGGUCGAGAUGCGAAAGGGCUGCACCAGACCCGAGGCAGCUGAGCCUCAGACUCUCGUCGCACCCCAUGGAAAGACCCGCCUGUGUUGCGUGAUGGAGGGGACCUUCUCGACACCACGGGUCUUCGAGUCGAUCUUCUCGACACCACAGGCCAUGAGUGCCGAGACGCACAUUCGCUUAGCAGAACCUUUUCGUCCUUGUGCGAAAUCCGUGCAGCAUUUCAACGGUGUGACAACGAUCCACGGAGCGACCGCAGAGGACUUUGACGAGGACCCAUGGAUGACCGUCGUCCCGUGCAUGGACGCGCAUCUGGACGACUGGGGCGAGGGCAAUUGGGACAAUAUGGAGAGUCACUGCCCUUGGGCAAGCCAUUACAAGUUCGCGAAUAUGUUGGAGUUCGGGGACCUCAUCCCACUGCCUGACGACGUCCUCGGACAUAAGUUCCUGAACCAUAUGCGCAAAGCACUAAGCUGCAUUAGCCGCUAUUUCAACAAUAUGUCUUCGUCCAGGGGCGAAGGGGAGCCUGCAGCGACCUCCGGGAUGGGAUCUGGGAAAGAUUCUACAAAACGGUCGUCUACGACCUCGAGGACGUGGUCCGACCACGCUAGGUCAAAAUGGUUCGUCGACUGGUGCUGUGGGGAUGCAUCAAACCCAGUGCAACAGCCGUGUGGUCCUGUGAUCUUCGUCGAAGCCAACAAGUGGCGUAGGGUGCUGAGGGUCGUCUUGCGGUGGGAGAAUGCGAAAGGCAGUCGUCGACGGUUCUACAUGAAAAAUGUCUACGGUGCGAAGGGGUACGUCGUCGCUGGUGCCAAGGGGGCGAUUCUAGACAUGUGUCUGUUCGAGGGGUUCGGAGCGGGUGCUGCGAACACCCCGUUCUACAACGACCUUCGGCGACAGGGCGGGUUUGUUUUGGGUCGAGAGUUCUUUGACUUGUUGGAGGACAAGGACAUCGCCCUCGACGUCCCUUGCGAAGUCGACCCCGACUUGGAACUGUCAAUGCCUUUGCAGCAGUGCGGCGGUUCGGAUCCCGGAGAAGAGGGAGUCCUGUGUGGGUCUGACUUGGAGCUCGCCAAGGGUCAUGGCGCGGAAGGCGAGGCCGUGGGCGGGAAGGGAGCGCAAGGCACUCCCCAAAAAAAGAGGGGAGAAUGUCAAGAAGAGUUGGUGGGCUCUUCGAAGAAACAGAAGACCAAGACCCCAAGGACUGCGGGAGAGAAACGGAAGGGGAGGGGGGUGGAAGAGGGCCACUCGGGUAGCAAACGUCCAACUUCGAAACAUAAACAGCCUGAGUCGGGACCUUCUACACCACGGCCUGCCAUCGACGUGGACGCCGGGUACUUCCUGGAGUACAAAGACGGCGUCAGGACAAGGCGGGAGUUUGAGAUCAGCCUGGCUCAGAUCUUCGACAUAAGGGAGUGGGAGGAUCUUUACAACCAGCGGUCGCUAGAUCCCGUCCUCAUGGAAACGAUAAGGGAAGCAAUGCGGUCUGCGUUCGAAAAUAAAGAACAGACGUACGAGUUGCCGGUUCUCAAGCUCGCACCACUGGGGCUUCAAAAACCAACUCCUGGGACCAAGGCACAACGUCUGAAGCCGGAGGAGUGGAAGGAUGAGCUGGCGGGAGAAUACUACUACUACGCGGUGUGCGGGCAACACAACGCGGCUGCAGCCAGGUCACUGCUCGGCAGCGAGGUGGCCAAGAAGUACAAUUUCGAGCGGUCGCCGGCACGGAUGGUGUACUUUUCCGACGAUGACUUCGAAGGGUAUUUUCUUGUUAGUUCACAGGACAAUAAGAAGGACCUCAAGGCACCUCCCAGACAAUUGAAACUUUCUAUGAAAGACAUUCGAUGGCAGUGGAAGCAUGACGGCUGCCCAAGAGUUGUGAUGGGGAACCCUAGCGGGAAACAAGAUCAGGUCCGGGAUUGGCAGGCGGACAUCAGGGGCGCAGAGCUGAAGGAGGCAGUGACUGCCACAAAGAGCCACACGUUCGUCCUCGAUCUGUGCGAGCCGGUUGACCUCAAACUGUGGAAGCCCCAAGCGUGGGAGACUUUGAAUUCCUAUUUUCAUACGUGGUGUCCCUUGCAUUGGACUCUCGUUGUUUUCGUGCCGCGGCAGCACAACCUGUCGUUUCUCGCCAGCAUGCACCAUCUUUCUUUCGUCAAGCUGUUKGAAGGGAAGUGGGUGCRGAGAGUGCAGCAAAAAAAAAGCUUCCCCAUUGGGAACAAUUUGUACACGGAGGAAGACCGCAUGUACAUCCUCUUCAAGGGUGACGAUCUGCGCGUCAACACGUCCGUGGUCUACGAGGGAAACCUGCCCAGGGGUGCCGCUGCUGCGGUGCGAUUGCCUCAGAGGGUCACCCAGACGGAUGUGUCCGAGAUUCCUUUCACGCCUUGCGACUGGUCGCUGGUGGCACCUGAACGACAGGGCAGCGUCUACGGGGAUAUGGAAUGCAAUUCGACACAAUUCGUCGGUCUUUUUGAUUUUCUUGGCAAGAAGGGAGAGGGUGUCGUGUUUCUUGGGAAACCGCACGCGCGAAGCGUCUGGGAGCUUCGAAAGGCCGGUCGGCACGUUGUCGCAAUGGAAGGGAACUCCGACCUCUUGCAAUUCACGAUGCAGGUGGUGAAAAGUGAGGUCAAUUCGGGUGGGCACAAUUAUGAGUUCAUGGUCGUGAGGCCAACACGGGAUAAGGUGUGGAGCAACAAGACGGAUAUGAGGGACACUGACGCCGAGUACAUCUGCCGGAAGGACCACGUGUUGACACUGCUCGACAACUACCACUUCGCCUCCGGCAUGAAUGCGAAGACCUUUAUCGAAAGGCUGCAGUCGCUUGACUUCGUGGAGUCAGAGGAGCAGUUGAAGUUAGCCAGUUACGCUUCCCUGAUCUCCACUGACGACGAGGAAGCCAUAGGUGUGGAGUCUGUCGCCAACGCGAAGGAGGAGGAGAGCGACACGGAGAGCAUCAACCUGCAGUACGACCCGCCUCCGGCGGACCACGGCCGAGGGUCCUCGUCGGCCGGUCUAUCACCAAGCGCUGCAGCCCUCGUGUCACCAUUGGCCAAACCGGCGCCGGGCACCAUGCCGAUGAAGUUGCUGGAGAGACUUAGAGCUCUGGCCGCCCCCUCGCCCGCUUUGCGUCCCGGGUCCGUCGUCCCGCCCGAUCAUCCGUCUUGGAAGGAUGACAACAUCCACUUCCUGCUUGAACCGCAACGUCAUUCACCUGAGCUGGACUGGGGCCAUGACAUGGUUUGGCAUCCGGGAGUCAUCCAGCCAGUAAUACGAAAUGGCGAGUGGGUCAUGGCCGUGGCAAUCCCGGGCGCGGGAUGGGUGUCAUUCCCACGCGAGUCGAAGUCCAACUUCCUUCACCUCGCGAGGAUUUCGGUCCUCCAGAAAGUGAAGGUCGAAAAUGACACUUUUGCACACGUCGACCUGUCCCUCAUUUCCACUGCCGGUCGACUGUUCGACGAGCUUCAGGACAAGUGCUGGUUGAAAUUGACGGAGGACUACUACGAGCUUGACACGAGUCCGUCGAAGGGCGUGGUGGACUGGAAAGUGCCCCCUCCCAGUGGGUCGGACGGUGGUUCUGGGGGGGGUCACCUGGAAGCGGAGGGGAUGGGGGUGGCGACGCAGGGGGUGGCAAAGGAAUCCCGCCUAUGGGGGAGAGAGGGUCUCACGGCCGCAACACGACACCAGGCAGCGCCGAGGUGGCGGGCUUCGCCCAUUGCGGCGGGGGACGGAGACGUCGGAAAGGUGUCUCCUGAGCGGGAGCGACGGCCGCAAGGAUUGCAGUGGGAGGCUGCAAGUGCAAGGUCCUGCGACACGGAGACCACGAAGUCCGCCGAGAUCCGAACUUCUUCGGGCGGGGUUUGUCGGCCACGGAUGAGAGGGGCAGCGUGCACGGGGACGGAAGGGCGGUCCUCGAGAUUCAGCACGGGUACCGCGAAAGGGGACGAGUUUCGUGGGAGGGAAGAAGGGGAGAAAAUGGAGGAACAGAAGGGAGCGCAAGAAGGGGAGGAAGAAGGGGAAGAAGAGGUGGAAGGGGAGGAAGCGGGAUAAAUAGAGCUAAUUGAUUUGUUUGAAGGAAGGGAGGGUGUCGGGUCUGGAGAAGACGAAGUGGAACACAGUGAGGACAAUGCCGGAUCUGGAGAGUCGUCUGACGAGUUCGGACAACUGUACGGAGAGCAUCACGAGGAUGAUGUCGACGACGAUGCCACGACAAUA